AUGACAGAUCGGAUGGCAACCCUGGAAAAGCCACAGAGCGCGGCCUGUUGGAGGAAGAGGAGCAGUAGAACCUGUGUGGAGCCUGACAGAACCCAAGAUGCCGUUCACGAACCGAGAGGUCUUUCAAGACCACAUACAGUUCUAUGACACAGACAUUUCAUCUUCUUGCCACUUAGCAGCGGGGCCGGUCCCUCUGUGCCUCCCAGGGACCACUUCACACACCCCUUUUUCGCCUCCAGAGUAGAUGGAACCGUGGAACCAUGGAAUCUUGCCCUCUGGUUGUGUCUGUCAUCUCCUCCUGGGACCAGAGCCACAAAAGCCACAAAAGACCCAACUCUCUCCAGGGUGCAGGCAUCCCAACUAGAGGAAGCAAGGAGGCAGAGACCAAGAGGACAUCAAGAGACGUUUGAACCCGCAGAGAGGGCCUGGGAACACAAUGCUGAGCGAGAAAGAAUUGUGCCAUGAAAAAUGGAAAACUCCCGAGAAGCUGUUCCAGCGUCAGGAGAGCAGCAGACAAGCUGGACUGGGGAAGAUUCUUCCUGGAAGUUUCAGAGAUUUCACUCUCAUUUCCUAGCAUCUUACUCCCAAAUCCUCUCCAAGCCCAAAUCAAGAACCACAGACUCUAGUCAUCUUUCCCCCAGAGACUUCCUAACUGGGGGACUGGAAACCCCCAUUACAAAGCCUGCCCUCGUAAGACGGCAAAACAGGCACCGCUUCAAGUCCCCAAAUGCAGCCCUCACAGCAGCCUCCCUUUCUGAGGUUCAAAGAACCAAGAGCCCACCUCGGGUCCUCGAUGAGGGACUCAUGCAGGCAAGACCUGCAGAGUGUAUGACACAUAACCAGCACCCAAGAAAUGUCUACCGAGGAAUUAAUGAAUGAGCCAUCUUGUGAUCAUCUGGCAAGACAGCCCAAGAAUAAAGCCGUCACCAUGGAGACUAAGAAGAGACAGAAAGACACUGGGUCUUCAUUGACUCGUCCAGCUGUACAUGAGGCCUUACCUGAAGCCCACGUGACCUCUGGACUUCUCACUUACAUGACAGAAUAAAGCUCUUUUUUGUUUAGACCAAAUAAAUACAUAAUACAAUUACAUAAUCCCUUGAUUCCUUUUUAUGACUGAGCUCAGAGACUAUAUUUUGUCAUUUUAAAUCACCUUUAUCUUACAGUUUAUUUAACUGAAACAAAUAAACAAACCAAAACACGCCAGUUUUUCACUCCUCUGUCAAAGCCUUUCCAAGAUCACUAAGCUUGUGAUG
Molecule: messenger RNA, 1253 nt
Organism: Symphalangus syndactylus (siamang)
Lineage: Eukaryota; Metazoa; Chordata; Mammalia; Primates; Hylobatidae
Source: RefSeq, a predicted model, not a curated record